This is a messenger RNA of Penaeus vannamei (Pacific white shrimp), 782 nucleotides long. NCBI's taxonomy places the organism in Eukaryota, Metazoa, Arthropoda, Malacostraca, Decapoda, Penaeidae. The record is from RefSeq and is a predicted model, not a curated record.
CUAUAUUUAUUGCAGCAAGAUGUUGGAAGGUGCAUCUCCAGUAACCCAAGCUCUUCUGGGGACCUUACUGACAUGGGGCCUCACUGCUGCUGGGUCUGCUGUGGUGUUCCUGCUUGCUGGAACUAAGCGAAAAGUACUUGACAGCAGUUUAGGUUUUGCUGCAGGAGUCAUGACAGCUGCAUCAUUUUGGUCACUUCUGGCACCUGCCAUAGAGCUUGCAGAAUCCUCAGGAAGCUAUGGUAGUGAAGGGGAAUGGGCUUUUGUACCUGUGGCAGUUGGAUUUGUUCUUGGUGCUGCCUUUGUUUAUGCUGCAGAUGUGUUCAUGAGUUCAACAGGCAGUCAUUCACCUAACUUUGCCCUUGCAAUGCAGUCAUCUGCGAAGAAGACAGAUGGAGAUGAUGCAAGAAUACCAUAUGUAUCAGCAAAUAACUUCAGUAAUGCAAAUUUCAGCGAAGUAGGGCAAGGCUCCAGUUCUAAUGCUUUCACCUCUAUCAACUUCAAUGAUGUUAAACAAAGGAGAGGAGAUCCAGGAGAAAAGGCCACUCAGUCUUAUGAAGAGAGCAGUGUUGAUCAGGAAAGAUAUGAUAAACACUUGCAGUGGAGGAGAAUCUUACUCCUUAUUAUUGCUAUAACAGUACACAACAUUCCAGAGGGACUGGCAGUUGGUGUAGGCUUCGGUGCAAUUGGCAAGACUCCACUAGCUACCUUUAACAAAGCAAAGUAAGAAUAUUAUAUUUAGUUAUAUGGAUCAUAUUUGAACCUAUACUGAUGACGUGUAUCUA